AUGGCAACAUGUAAAACACUCCUCCGGGUCUGCCCGUCGACCGUCCAGUCUGCGACCCUCCUGCCACGGACCCAACAACGCUUCGAAUCCACAACCCGACGACACAGAAAACUACUCGCGCUCCCCGCCGCACCAUCCUACACACCAGACACUUCCUCUCCAACCCUGAUAUUCAAUCCGCCCUCUUCGGCGCCCAGCGUCCACCACACGCCGCUAAAAUUCCUGCCCCCAACCGACAAGCGCCGCAACCUCUACGCCAACACGCACAACCAACUCGCCCGCACCGCCCUCUCCACCCGCACCUCGCCCAUUGCCUCCCCCGGCACCCCCCUCUCAGCCCCCAGCCACUUGCCGCCCAAACCCUCCUCCGCCCUCCCACGUCCAGUACGGACACCGUACGCAAAGCAAUACCACCUCACCGAGCAGCAAGUCCGGGAGAUGCGUGCCCUGCGCGCCCAAGACCCGGAUACGUGGACGCGGGUGAAGCUGGCGGACAAGUUUGGGUGCAGUCAGUUUUUCGUGGGGCUGGUGGCCAAGAAUGCGGCCAAGGCGGAGAGGGUGAGGCAGGAGCAUGAGGAGAGUAGGGCGAAGUGGGGGGUUAGGAGGAGGGAGGCGAGGGAGGAAAGGGGACGGAGGAAGGCGGGGUGGGGGAGGGAUGAGUAG
Molecule: messenger RNA, 663 nt
Organism: Bipolaris oryzae ATCC 44560
Lineage: Eukaryota; Fungi; Ascomycota; Dothideomycetes; Pleosporales; Pleosporaceae
Exons: 1
Coding region: 1-663 (220 amino acids)
Cellular component (GO): mitochondrial large ribosomal subunit
Molecular function (GO): structural constituent of ribosome
Source: RefSeq, a predicted model, not a curated record